GCAGGAAGGGGGCGGUGCGGCGGGGCGGCGGUUCCGGGCACGUCGGCGGGCGCCGCUCGUUCCUCGCGCUGGGACCCCUCCGCCGCCGCCGCCGCCCCCAUGGCCGCUCCGCAGGACCCGCUGCCCCCAGAUCAUGCAGCAAAAGAGCCGGUGGAGGAUACAGAUCCAAGCACUCUUUCCUUAACAAUGACUGAAAAAUAUCCUGUCCAAGACACAGGAGUACCUAAAGUCUUUGUUUUAGAUGAGGAAUACCUAACAGAUCAAGUUACAUUGGAAAUUGCAUCUGUGAACAUCAAGACCCUUACGUCAGAUUCUGGCCUAAUUCAACAGCCAGAAGACAAAGACACACAAAACCAUAAUGACAAAUCGCUUUCAGAUCUCAAGAAAACCUGCAAGGAAAAUGGCACCUGCUCCUUGUGCUUAUUCCGUGCACCGACCAUCAGUGACAUGCUCAAUGAUGAGGACUUGUUGUACACAGUGAGGCUAAAGCUGGAUCCCUGCCACCCAACAGUGAAAAACUGGAGAAAUUUAGCAAGCAAGUGGGGGAUGACGUAUGAUGAAUUGUGUUUCCUUGAACAGAAGCCCCAAAGUCCCACCUUGGAGUUCUUGCUACGGAAUAGUGACAGGACUGUGGAGCAGCUGAUUGAUCUCUGUAAAUUUUAUAAGAGAAUUGAUGUUGUGAAAGUGCUGCUGAAAUGGGUGGAGGAGGAAUGGCCCAAGAGAGGGAACAGAACUUACCAGAAUGACUUCUAGGUCAAAGAAAGUUGUUAGUUCAUACACGUUAAAUGCUGGGACUAGCUGCCACUAGUACAUGGGAAGUUUCCCUUGCAAGAGGGAGAGAGCCUGUACUGAUGGUUUGUAUACUGUGUAAGCUUUAUGUACUGUAUACACAUAUGUAUGUUCUGUGCCCUCAGGGUUGCAAAGGUAACCUUCCAAAAAUGGAUGGAGUAAUGCAGGUUGUGUUCUAGAGUCUACAAAUGCCUUCAGUUUCUUUGCUGCUGUUUGUAGCCUUCCUAAGCAGAAGAGAAAUGAAAAAGCCAGACCACUGGUUUUACUGCAGCAGUUGUGAACCAUGUCAGUUGUGUGCUGUUGCUAUUGGGAAAGCCACAAUUAGAAGGCAAGUCUCUUGGCCUUUCUGGCAGCCCUUCCACAAUUUUAUAUGUUCUACCUUGUAGAAGAUGAGAGGUUGUUUUUUUUCUUUCUUUUUUUUUUUUUUUAUUUUUUUAAGCUUUAUGACACUGUUUUUGGCACAGAAACACCUCAGUGUUCCAAGCAGCAGUUUGGACUUGCAUGUUACAACUAAUUCAAUGUUUCAACAUCACAUUCAGGCAAUUUAAGCUUUAAAUCUCUUUUAUGAGCAAGAAUAGAUGUUAAACAAAAGAAUUACUUGGAUAAUUCUACGUCAUAGGGCAUAUAUUUGCUAUAGAAGAAAUCAUGCAAUUCAGAGAGACUUUCCAGCCCAUAACCACUAGGGACCAAAAAAACCAAUUCAAAUGCUUUAUACUUAAAAUUACUUUCCAAAGUUUUGAAGACAAUAUACACUCUGAGUGCACUUAUCUGUUUAUCUCAAAUGCCUCUCGCUUCGCAGUGUGAGGUGACGGCUAAUGCCUCACCCACAGUAUAUUAGUAGUAUUGAGUAUAACUUCCCUUUUCACAGGCUGUGGUUUUCUUUACAGUUCUGUGUGUUGACCUACUUUCUGUCUCACACCAAAGUAGUUGCACACUUCUGUGAAACUAGCAAAAGUUUAUGUAUUGAUUAAAGCCACUCCAAUGGGAAAUUAACAGGUGAAUUCAUCUACAGUCCAGGUGGAUGGUUAUUAAAGCACUUACAGUGGUUUAGACUGAUAUUUCUCAAAGAAUUUUGAUACUCUGAAUUACACUGUUUACAUUUUAAAUACUCUAGAAAUUGGUCUUUUUCCUACCAUUCUUCUCUGUUCUAAUAUUUUUAAAAAACUUCUGAAAAAUCAGUUAUACAAUAUGACCUAUAAAGUACUUACAGCUAUAAUGCCACACACAAAAAUGUUGUGACUUAAAAAUACUUCUAGUUGUUACCCUUACUAAAAGUAUCUCAGACAAUACUAGUAUGUACAUAGGUGUAUAUACCAAAGCACUGGUGAACAGUACGUCAAGAUGUGGGGCAAAACUAGAAUGGGGUACAGGUUGAUGCACUGUUUACUUUUCUCAAGUAGAAAUGACUAAGAAUUAGUGGCAAAGCUGAGGGAAGUCUAAUGCUGUAUGCUGAGUUUCUUCCUGUAAGAGAAUGAAAAGGGACCUCAAGUAAUACUAUGCUAUAGAUACCGAGCAAUAUGGUUACAGAGAAGCUAGAAGUAAGGACUAACAUUUUCAAUGUCAGGCACUAGUUCUGGGGUGGUAUAAAUUAGCUUUAGUUUAGUGACUUCAGAAAGCUGAAGAUCUAGUUUCAAGGUGAAAAGACUGACCUAAAUUGAGGUUUGAAUUUUUUAUUGUUUUUAGAUCUUGUGGAAGACUGGAAUUUUUAAUAACUUUUUUUUUUAACCAUUCCUCAAACAAGCUGCUACUCUUUAGAACAGUAAGUUUUCUAGCCAUAUUUUAAAGAGGAAAUUGUACUGCUGUAUCUUGUUGGGGCUGCAGUUCAAAUGUUUUGUGUUCCUCUUCUAGGAACAGGGGUUUCCCGAUAGAUGUCUGUCAAAUCUAACUUUUGCAAAUACUCUUCUGUCUUUAGUUAGGAGCUCUAGAAUCAGCUUUGAGGACUACUGCUGUGGCUGGGCUGCCUGCUAUUCUCAAUUUCUACAGAGGCAUCCACUGUGUAUGUGCAAAUAGCUCAUAAUGCAGCUUGUCCAACAUAAUCCCCAUACCUUGGGCCUACUAUAUGCACAAUUUAGGAUUAUGUGUCUGUGUGUUAAAUUGUUAUGAGUGAUGAGUGCUGGCAUGUGUGCCAACAGCUUUUCUCUCCUAUAAUAUACCACAGGUAUAUGUGUGUGGUGGUAGAGUAUGCUCUGCUUUGGUAGAUCCAGUCCAGCAAGGAGCUGGAGCCCUCACCUAAGACUGACAAUGGGAACAUGAAAUGAUGCAGCAGCAUUUCUGAAUCAAGAUGCUCAACUGAAAUCUACCCCUUUUCCUGUUUUCUGGCUAAAACAUGUAAAAUUUUGAAGAAAUACUGUUGUCUUGUGGAAAUGAGUUCUGAUCCCUUGAAGCUCUUGAAAAGUCAAUGUCAGCUGCAAGGAUUCAUGUCUGAUGGAAACAAAGCUGCUUCUGAGAGUUCA
Messenger RNA from Harpia harpyja (harpy eagle), 3242 nucleotides. RefSeq names its product EDAR associated via death domain (gene EDARADD). The transcript has 6 exons. Gene Ontology annotation, molecular function: protein binding. Lineage: Eukaryota; Metazoa; Chordata; Aves; Accipitriformes; Accipitridae. Gene Ontology annotation, biological process: signal transduction. The record is from RefSeq and is a predicted model, not a curated record. Bases 100 to 753 code for a protein of 217 amino acids.